CGGGUGAAGAAACCAAUGCAUUUCGGCGACCGCCGGAAACUGAAAAGCCAUCGAUCGACGGAGAAAGCGAAAAGAGAGAGAGAUGAGACUCGUCGUCUCAAGCUGUCUACUAGUUGCAGCUCCUUUUCUCUCUUCUCUGUUACAAGUUUCACUCGCCACUGUUGUCCUCAAUUCCAUCUCCGCCUCUUUUGCCGAUCUCCCUGCUAAAUUUGACGGCUCCGUGACCAAAAACGGAAUCUGUGGAGCUCUGUACGUCGCAGAUCCUCUCGACGGUUGCUCACCGCUGCUCCACGCCGCAUCAUCCAACUGGACACAACAGAGAACUACUAAGUUCGCUUUGAUAAUCCGAGGCGAAUGUUCUUUUGAGGAUAAGCUGCUCAAUGCACAGAACUCAGGUUUUCAAGCUGUGAUUGUCUAUGACAACAUUGACAACGAAGAUCUCAUCGUUAUGAAGGUGAACCCUCAGGACAUUACGGUUGAUGCAGUCUUCGUUUCAAAUGUCGCCGGUGAGAUUUUAAGAAAGUACGCGAGAGGCCGAGAUGGUGAAUGCUGCCUUUAUCCGCCAGCCAAAGGGAGCGCUUGGACUGUGCUGGCCAUCUCAUUCUUCUCUCUCCUUCUCAUUGUCACUUUCCUGUUGAUUGCCUUCUUUGCACCCAGACACUGGACCCAAUGGCGAGGGAGGCACAACAGGACCAUCAGGUUAGAUGCAAAGCUCGUCCACACUCUCCCCUGCUUCACCUUCACUGACUCUGCUCACCACAAGGCCGGAGAAACAUGUGCUAUAUGUCUUGAGGAUUAUAGAUUUGGAGAAAGCCUCAGACUUCUCCCCUGCCAACAUGCUUUCCACUUGAGUUGCAUCGACUCUUGGUUGACAAAAUGGGGUACAUCUUGCCCAGUGUGCAAGCAUGACAUAAGAACCGAGACUAUGUCUUCUGAGGUACAUAAACGAGAGAGUCUGAGAACAGAUACAAGUAGAUUUACCUUUGCUCAAUCCAGUCAAAGCCAUUAGAUUUGUUGUUAUCGGCUUAUAGCAGCUGAACACACAUAUCAGUGCUCGGUUACGUGGAUCAGGUCCAGGUUCGCAUCCUAUAUUGAAUGGUUAAUCAUGGUGGGGUAAGUAUAGGUAAAGUGACUGGAUUUGCCAUAGUGGUCAAUGCUGUGCUGGUUUUCCCAGAUCAAUAAGAUCUGAGUUGCUUU
Arabidopsis arenosa is the source of this 1197-nucleotide messenger RNA. NCBI's taxonomy places the organism in Eukaryota, Viridiplantae, Streptophyta, Magnoliopsida, Brassicales, Brassicaceae. The record is from the annotation of a GenBank genome assembly.